GAAACUAUAGAUUGUCAAGAAUGUGGGGAAGUAGAAUCCAUGUAAUUUCUGUAAAGCCAAUAAAUAUUUUAUUCUAGCUACUUUGAAUAAAAAUUUUUCUUUGGACAGAUGAGAACUUUUUCCCUUCAGCGUGAGUGCCAGCCAUGUGCUAGGUUCUGAAAAUAGAAAGAUGAAUAAAAUAUAAUUACUCUAAGCUGAAAUUGCUCAGCACAUAUAAGUGGAGAAUCUUGAUGCUAAAGUGUAUUUUUCUAGCAUCACCUAGAAGCAGACCCUUGAAUUCUGAAGCUCUCUACCUCUCACAAUAAGUUUAGACUUGGCUGCUUUCCCAGGAUAAACCCCUUUUUCUAUUCCUCAUUUAACCCAAAUUGUUUUGAGACCAGCACUCACAUCCAAAAGAUCAAUUCUGAUCUAAAGGAAGACAGUAUUUUAAGGAAUUCUGUUCUCAUUGGAACCAGAUUCUUAACUGCUAUAUUCUCUCACAUUUAUUUGUAGACUACAAACCAUGUGAUCUAUUUAUCUGAUGCAGUUGAUGAAAACCUAUAUUAUAACAUGGCAUUGCCGCUUCUAAGAAAUCAGCUUAUAGCUAAUACAAUAUAGCCUGUUACAAAACCUCACUGUUAAUAUUCUCUCUAUUUUUCAAGGGGGGAAGAAGGCUGAAAUAGGUUUUCAAAUUUGAUUUAGCUAUGAACCAACAGAAUCAUUUACCAAAAUAAACUUUGUAAAUUUAUUAACUAAUCCCAGGAAAUUGAGAUGAUCCUUCUUCCUAGUUUGGAGAGUUGCAAAUGAAGACACAAAAGUGAAUCCCAUUGUAAUGCUGUAUCUACAAUGCUCAUUUGAAUGAGUUUCUUCUUACCGACAUGUGUGUUUUACCUUCAGUCUGUGUUAGUUCUUAUAAGAAUAUUUUCCAUAUGAACUUGUUUUGUUUCCUUUCAUCCUGAUUCUCAUGUUAGGUUACAUCCCUGGACAUAAACAGUAGUCCAUUUCUCAGAUCAAAUCGGUGCCCAACGGCACCUUGGAAAACAUGUGGACAUAAAACCAUAUUAUUUAGGAAAUAUCACUACAGAUUAAAUAUGUUAAUGGGCUAUCAAAAGGUAUGAUAAACUGAAAUUUUGCCAUUUGACCAGAUACAGCAAAUGAGAUAAUAAUGGAUCUAACUGUGCCUUGUGAACUAUGGCAUUCAGUAAAACUUUGUUGAAUUUAUCACUGAAUUUUUAUAAUGCUUUUUCACCUUCUUUUGGAGACUGUUGAUUAAAUAUCUUGUUUUUCUGCCACCUUCUUUAAGUAGCACCUGACAGAACAAUGGAAAGAUGAAAUCUAAAUAAUCAAUUUGAAAUUUAACUUUGACAAAGGAGAUAAGGGAUAGGACAGUGACGUACUCCUAAUAAUACAGAAAAUUUUCAAUUACUAAGCUUUUAUCAGCAGUCCAGUUAUUCUAAGCCCUUCACAUCUAUUCAUUUAAGCUUCACAACAAUUCUAAGAUAACUGCUGUUGGGCCCAUUUUACAGAUGAGGUAUGCAUAGAGUGGUUAACUUGCCCAGGUCAUACAGCUAUUGAUUUCUAGAACUGGGAUGUAAACCUAGGCAGUGUGCCUUUAGGACUUGCAUACAUAACCAGAACACUACUUUAUCUAUCUAUUCUUCAUGAUUAAAUAUUCUGCAUUGGGCUGCCCUUUUGUAUAACCAAGGUCAAAUUCUUACAACUAUACAAGGAAGUACCAAUAUUUCCAUUUUUAUAGAUGAGUUAACUUGAUGGUUAAAGAAAUUAGUGACUUGCUCAAGACAUAGCUAGUCAGUGCCAGAAGUGGGAAUUUACUUCAAGCCAAGGAAAAAUCCAUUUAUCCUAUAGCAGUGAUGGCAAACCUUUUAGAGCUUUCAGUAAUACAAACAGCCCACUGUGGCAUGCAUGCCAUGGGUUCACCACCACUGUCUUAUAACCCAUAAAAAAUAAUAGGACAAUACAUGACUAUAUUCUAAAACAAUAUUCAUAAUCACUAUCAAAAGAAAUAUGCACAGAAGAAACAGUUGAUUGUCUAGCUGAAUAAUGGGAAGUACUACUGGUUUCAAAUUGGGCUGAACUAGAAACAGGCACUCAGCUGCUCUGAUUUUAGCCAUACAAAUUAGAUUGAAUGGAGAGAACUGCCAAAGUAAAACAUUUUGGAUUUUGAUCUUGAGAGGUUAGAAAACCAUUCAGUCUGUGCUUCACAUUUCUGAAAAUAUCCACACUGUGAUAAAAUUUGAUGACCAAGUGAAAGUGGAGUUUAUCCAAGGAAGUUCACAGACCAGCAGAUCAACAUCAUCCUGAAGUGUGUUACAAAAGCAGGUUUUUCAAUCCCAAUCUGACCUACUGAAUCAAACUCCAAUCACAGGGCCCAGUGGUCUGUUUUAAUAGUUCUGCGGGAGAUUCUGAGGCACAGAGGACUGAAGACUCCAAUUUAAGGUUUGCAAGCCUAAAGACAACAAAAGUUUGAGCUGGAGUGGAUCCAUGGAAGCCAUACAGGGAGUGAAUUGUAAGGAGAUAGUCAAUAUUACCAAAUUCUGUAGGAAUUUCAGUUUCUUUUGGGUUCUGACCUCCCACCGUUCUGCUACAGUCCUCACAUUUGCAAGUUCUCUCUUCCAAGUUAAGUGAAGAAACAGGAGGUGAGGGAAGGGAUUAGCAAAUUGUCUUAUGUUAAUAAAUCUUGGCCUGAUACUUCAAAGUCUCCCUUGGAUCAAUUCAGGUGGCCUUUCUCCCUCCCAGUUUUCAAAUUCAAACUCUGAUAUAUUCUUCCCAUUCUCCUAUUUUCAUGUUCCUUAUAUGCUAGUCAGAGUGAUAAUGACUCAGUGUACUAAAUAAUCCAGUGUGGCAAUAUUGUGUCAUAUCAGAGGCAGCCAGAGCUCUGAGGAGGCAAUAAUUUAUAUUUGACUGUACAAUUAGAGGGGCUACACAGAGUAAUUUCCCAGGAGCUGCGUAAUGAAGAUGAAGUUCAUGGAAUACUCAAGGAAGAGUAUCUUUUCCAGGAUGGAGUAGGAGUGAAGAGUGGCAAAAAGGCCACACUUGUAUAAAUACAAGUUGAUUAUGCCACUGGAGCUCCGCUGAAGUCUUAAUCUUAAAUUUUGCUAAGAAAAGAGUGAAUACUGUAAGCAGAAUCAGGGAAUCUCAUCAUUAUGUCUUCCAACAGUGUGGAUUGACCAGAAUCGGUGGUUUUUGCUGUUGCUUUGUUUUAAAAUUUGACCCUAUGGUCUUAUAGGCAGGGGUACCACUGGAGAAGCCUAAAAAGUAGAUCUGGAGUUUCUCCUCUAGAGACCACUAAAGGGGCCACUUUAACAGGUGCAGAGGUGAUAACCAGGAACAUUUCAAUGGCAUGGGAGAUGUAGGAACAGAUGGGAAGAUUUCAGGGAUAGAGUAGGAGGCAUUAUUCUGUAUCACCUGCGCCCUAGGUGUAGCUUUCUGAUUCAUUCUGACGAAAGGCACCCGUGGGGACUUAGUUCCCUAAGCUAUCACAGUACUUUCGGACAUGCUUUGUUGUGCCCUUUAGAUCGCCAUUUUGUUUAAGGCAAAGAUAUCUUCAUCUCUGUCUCUAGAGUCUUCCAGAAAGAUGGUUGCAAAAAAGUAUGAUUGUUGAACCUGUGUAAAAUAGACUUAUAAAUGACAAGAUCACAGCCUAUCACACAGUAAACACGUUAGCAUUAAAGGUUCAGUGACGAGACACUGCACUGGUUACAUUGAAUCUAAACCUUCUAGCGAUUUACUCUUAAAACUUUUUAUUAAGCUGGUAAAUUUUCCCAACCCACAAGCAUGCACAGAGGCUGAGAGUUAGCUUCAGAAUACGCCCUGUCCCCGCCCCCGCCCCGCCGAGUUUACUGCAUAACCAUGUGGCAGGGAAUGUUCUAAGAAAACGUAGUCAAGACUCAGAACACGCCAGAUACUGGCUUCCGUAACAAUUCGAUAGUGACAGCAAACCGGAUUCUAACCUCUAAAUUCUAGCUGCACGCUGGCAUCCCGGAACUAAAGAUAUGUUGCCUCAACUUCUGGGCGGGCACGGGAGUGUGUAACCAUGAAUUGAUUGUUUCUGCCUGGCGGAGCUUUAUCAGCGGAGGACUCGACCCCAAACAACCCGGAAAAGCAGGUGAGUGAGGAAAAGCUGCUGAAUUUUAGGAGGACGCCCUGGGUCGGCUUGGAAGGGACCCUAAACGGGCCAAAGUUGCAGUUAUGUUCACACCCGCGGUGAUGCGAGCUUUGAGCAAGAACAAGACCCUUCGCUACGGAGUCCCCAUGUUGCUACUGAUUGUUGGAGGUUCUUUUGGUCUGCGUGAGUUCUCACAAAUCCGUUAUGAUGCUGUGAAGAUUAAAAUUGAUCCUGAAUUGGAAAAAAAGCUGAAAAUGAAUAAAAUAUCUUUAGAGUCAGAAUAUGAGAAAAUAAAGGACUCUACUUUUGAAGACUGGAAGAAUAUUCGUGGCCCAAGGCCUUGGGAAGAUCCUGAUCUCCUUCAAGGACGAAAUCCAGAAAUCCUUAAGACUAAGACUACGUGACUGUGCUCAUUCUUUUUAAGAAAUGUUAUCAAUGGGUCACACUGGAUCACUGAUUUAAAAUUCUAGGUCUGUGGAAACUUGGCUAUGAGUAAUUUGAUAGAAGAUAAACUUGAUUUUUAAAAAGUCAAGUACAGGUCUUUGUAUUUCUCAGCUAGUCCACUUACAAAUCAAAGUAACGGUAUUGACAACAUAAAAACACAUUUCAACAAAAAUGUGAGUACUGCUAUCAAAGUAUGUCACAUAUCCCACUCUCCAGCUGGGCACUCAUUUCUACCAGCCACUACUGCAACAUUUUAUACUUCAUUCAGAUUUAUAAUGAAAAUAGUAGGCUUAGGUUCAAAUUCUCACAGUAAAACUGAGCAGUGAUUUCAUGCUAAACUUACAUAGGAAAGUAAUCUUGAUCACCAUCUGGUAACACUCUUAGUAUUAUUUGCAAUAUAUCAUAGUAGGCUAAUCAGUCUCUAAAGCACCAUCUGAUGAGUGUGUUGAUGACAUGUUUAAACAUAUUAUCAAUGUUAAGGAAAUAACAUUCCCAGCUAAACAAAAAAUUUUAAAGAAAUUAACAUUAAGACAAAAAUAAUGUAGUAGUACAUGAUUGUAAGCAGAACACAGCAAAUUGUUAAGGUAAUUCAGAGAUAACUGCUAUUUGGAAAAAGCUUAUUUAAGGUAUGCUUUAUGCCUUAGCAUAAUUUGUAUACAAAAUUAUCCUAGCUUUUUAUUUGGUUGGUUGGUUUUGGUUUUUAAUUUUAGGUUUGUUAUAACCCAAUCCCUAGUAAGAGGAUAAGAAUGUUCCUGUUUUUCUUAUGCAUUUUCUCCUUUUCACUGUUCUGGACAGCCUUGACCCUCUACCUUCUGGUAUUUUUAUGCUUAAUUCUAAAUGCCUAAAGUCUCAACUAGUCCCACUACAAUUGCCAAAAAGUCAUAAAUCUGGACCACUUUUACCCCUGUGAAAAAUUUUUAUUCUUAUCAGCAAGUUACUGUUGUAAAGAGUAGAGUAAACUGGUUAUCUUGUAGUGAUAAUUUGCAAUAGAGGUGAUUUAUAAGACUUAAUUAUCUGGAAGAGUAAUAGGGUUUGUUGGAGAGAGAGAGAGAGAGAGAGAGAGAGAGAGAGAGAGAGAGACAGAGAGAUUGAUUCACCCAAAUCUCACUGCUACAAUAAAGUAAUUCAAAAGUGGAUCACUUAUUUAAAUGUAAAAAUCUUUUAGGAAAAAAUCUUCUAAACCUGGUAAAUAGUUCAUACUAAAUAUUUCUUGCAAAAAUGUUCAUAAAAGAAAACAUUAUCAAACUGACCUUAUCAAAAUCACAAACUGUUACUCCUUAAAGACUGUUAAAUUGAUGACAGAUGUACAGACUGAAGGAAGGUAUUGGUAAAUAACACAUCUGGCAAAAGAUUUAUGUCUAGAAUACAUACAGAAUUCCAAUAACAGUCUUCAAAACUCCAUAAUAAAAUGGGCAAGAAACAGAGAUACUUCAAUAAAAGGGUAUAUGGAUGGCAAAUAAGCACACGAAAAGCAUUUGCUAUGACUAGCCAUUAGGGAAAUGUUCAUUUAGACUACAUUGAAAUAUUGCUAAGUACCUCUUAGAACAGCUAAAAUAAGCAGGGUAUGGUGGUGCACACCCGUAAUCCCAGGUUCUCAGGAGAAUGAAACAGGAGAACUGCAAGUUUGUGGCCAGCAUGGAGAACCUAUCUCAAAAAAAUCUGGGGAUGUAGUUCAGUGGUGGAACACUGGCCUGACACGUGAGACACCCUGGGUUCAGUUUUCAUUACCACGCGCGUGCACACACGUGUAUACACACACUAAAAUUGAAAAAUAGUGGGAGUACCAAAUGCUGACCAAGAUGUGGAGAAACCAAAUCUCUCAUGCAUUGGUGGCAUCAUGUUAAAUAAGAAAGCCACCUUGGAAAAUCAUCAGUUUCUUCAAAAGCAGCAGCACAAAAAACUUCUGGUUUCCUUUUUGACAUGUGAGAAUCUUCAAGUUUUAACUCCUAAUAAAUUGAAAAAACUCAAAACAAACUCUUCUUUAGUCCAUGUGAGAAUUGAGGUCACAGGAAGAACCACCAGCAUGAAAACUGGAGACCUAAGCACAGAAUCACAGUUACCUGUUUUACCUAGUGGGGGAUGAGGGACUGGGAGAAUGACCAAGAAGUAAUUGUGAAGGUAAAAGUCCAAGGGGCUACUUUCACUAAAGGCCUAAUCAUAGGCCUAUUGAAUGCUCCUUACUCCUGUUACCACAUCAGUAGAGGCCUCUUCAUGGGGGUUCUUUUUGUCCAGUAUAUCAUGUCCAAGAUUCAACAAAAAAGGAAGAAGAAAGAUAGUUUGAAGAGACAAGAUAAGCAUCAGAACUAGACUCAGCUACUAAGUGUUGGAAUUAUCAGCUUGGGAAUAUAAAAUAAUUGAUUAAUGUGAUAGGAACUCUAAUGGGGAAUGUAUGUAACAAGAACAGAUGGAUAAUAAAGGCAGAAAAAUAGAAGAAAGAAAGUAAAAUUCUAAACAUACACAAAUGAAUUUUUUUAUUGGAUCAUCAACAAAGUGGAUAUGACUGAGGAAAAAAGAGAAAGGGGGAAGAGGGAGAAAAGUAGAUAUGCCAUGCUAGCACUAAUGAAAGCUGAGGUCACUAUUAAUAUCAGACAAAACAGAGGGCUAUUAUAUAAUGAUAAGGGGUCCUUUCUACAAAGGCAUAAUUUUUAAUGUACACGUGCCUAACAAUGAAGUAGCAAACCACUAACAGAUAAAAAAUCUCCAAAUACUUGAAGAUUAAACAGUACUUUUGUGAAUCACUCCUGGCUCAAAGAACUAAAGAAAAAUUAAAACUAUUUUCUAAGCCAGGCGUGCUGGUACAUGUCCUGCUCAGGCAGGACAAUUCCAAGUUCAAGCCCAGCCUAGGCAGCUCAGUGACUUAGCAAGAUCUUCUCUCAAAAUAAAUAAAUAAAUAAAUAGGACUGGGGAUGCAGUUCAAUGUAAGGCCCUAGGUUCAAUUCCCAGUACCACCACACACAAAAAGUACAAAAUGAAAUAAUAAUAACUUAGUGAAUAUAAAGUUAGUACACUGAGUCCUCUACAAACAAGUUACGAUCUGGGAGAAUGUAAGUCAGAUUCAUUUGUAAGUCUGACAAAGUGAAUUGUAUACACCUUUGACAGAUAUACAAUGUAAAGCAUAGAAAACCCAAAUGGGAGGUCCAUUCAUACCUGUGAAAGUUCACAAUUUGAACAUUUGUAAGAUGGGGACUUACUCUAUAGAAAGAAUUGAAGGUAUACUGAGUGAUUCAUCAAAUAGAGAAUUUUUUUUAAUUACAAAAAGAAACAAAUAGAAAUUCUAAAGCUGAUUAGUUCAAGAACCAAAAUGAAGACUCCACUAGAGAGACACAACAGUAGUUUUCAGCUGACAGAACAAAAGACUGGGUAACUUGAAAAUUAAUUGAGAAUAUGUAAUCUGAGAAACAAAAAAGAAUGGGUGGGUGGGGGGAACCACAGAGGAAUGCCAGACAUCGUUAAAUGCACCAAAUCUACUUGUCAAGAGUAACAGAAGAAAGAGAAAAUGAACAUGAAAGUAUUCAAAGAAAUAAUUGCUAAACUGCAAAAUUCUACCCAGCUACCUCCACUGUAAUUAUUACUUUAUUCAACACAGUGAUCUCGUUGGGUUUUGCAUUUUACCUUAGUGUGUUCUCUAGGAUGUCACAAGUGUUUAGCUUAUUACUGGAUGACAUUUGUAAACUAAUUCAAUAAAAUUGGAUCUAUUAUGA
Messenger RNA from Heterocephalus glaber (naked mole-rat), 8250 nucleotides. RefSeq names its product cytochrome c oxidase assembly factor COX16 (gene Cox16). Gene Ontology annotation, biological process: mitochondrial respiratory chain complex IV assembly. NCBI's taxonomy places the organism in Eukaryota, Metazoa, Chordata, Mammalia, Rodentia, Bathyergidae. Gene Ontology annotation, cellular component: mitochondrial inner membrane. The record is from RefSeq and is a predicted model, not a curated record.